This is a messenger RNA of Manis javanica (Malayan pangolin), 1608 nucleotides long. The record is from RefSeq and is a predicted model, not a curated record. NCBI's taxonomy places the organism in Eukaryota, Metazoa, Chordata, Mammalia, Pholidota, Manidae.
AUGGCAGCCAUUGUUUUUGGCCAAGCAGCUGGCAGUGACCUUAAACUGGCACUAGUCCCCUCAUACAAGCAUGUGCUCUAUAUAGCAGCCCACAGAAUUACAAGCAGAUGCCCCAGGUUAGCCAUGAUGAAAGCCCAUGGCUUGUGGGAAGUACAGGGGGCUAAUGAAUCCAUGAACCUUCCACAGAAGCUUCCAUAUAAAAGGGGUGUCAUCCAGCGUGUAGUUUCCUACCUGGGCACUUUCCUCAGAGAUCUGGUGGUGCUGGACACCACCAUGAAGGACUACCUGUGUGGGAGUGAGCCCGGAGGCUGGGGUGCGGUGGGGCCGGGUCCUGAAGCCUGUGUGGAGAGUGCCCUCUCACCCACCCCUGAGCCUCAGGCCAACCUGAGAGCCCCCAGCCUCACCUGUGUGCCAGGGGCACCCACCCAACUCAUCAGGGAGGAAAUAGUUUGGCUCUGGCUGGUGGCACUUGGAGCUGCAGGAGGGCUUGGCCCCACUGGACACAGCUCACCCUCAGGCAGUGGCCAUGGAUGGAGAGGCCCGGCCCUCCAAGGUCAGGCAGGUGGUGGCCAAGCUGGGCCUUCCUGCCCGAGGGCUCUGGCUGAGGCCCACUGCCCCUGGCACCUCGGACCCACUGAGGAGCAGGGGAGACUGAUCAACUUCUAGAAGAGGAGGAAGGAAAUCGAAGUGAUUGCGCAGAUCAGGCUGCUCCAGUCGGCCUGCAACAAUUACAGCAUUGCACCUGAGGAGCACUUCCCGGGCUGCAGCUGCUCAGCGAGACUGAGGUUAGGCCAGGCAGGAGCUGAUAGCUACAACCUGUCCUGUGAGCUGGAGUCUCCCUGCGAGUCAUCCAGCAAUACCCUCAAGUCCAAGAAGAACAUGGCCAUCGUCAAGCGCUGGAGCAACCACUAGGCCCCCAGCACGGAGCUCAGUACUGGUGGCAGCUCCCACUCCAAGUCCAGCGACCAGCUCAUCAGCACCUACCUGGGCAGCAGGGAUGUUGCUGAUGCACUCAGCGUCCACUCGGCUGGCUACUCUAGCUCAGACGUGGAAAAGAACAAAUUGAGCCUUGUCCCUGAGUCCCCUGAUGGCCAGGAAAAGAAGGUGUCAUCCGCAGAGACUUCCAGCAUCAGCUUGGCCUCCAGCGGCUCCUCCUUGUCCUCAGCCUGCGGCCUGCCUGUGACGGCUGCACACAUCUACCAGCGCUCCGCCUCAGGGAUCUGCAACCACAGUUCUCUGCAGACCCUCUACAACCAGCAGGUGGGUGACUGCUGCAUCAUCCGCAUCAGGCUGGAUGUGGACAAUGGGAACACGUACAAGAGCAUCCUGGUGAGGAGCUACUCCAGGACCCUUGCCCUGAUGGCCUGUCCCCUGCCAGCCAUAAUCCGCAAGGCCAUGGACAAAUACAGCCUGGAUGAGGAUGCGCCAGGAGACUAUGAACUGGUGCAGGUUUCUGAUGAUCACAAGCUGAAGAUCCCUAAGAACACCAAUGUGUUCUAUGGCAUGAACUCUACUGCCAACUAUGAUUUUGUCCUGAAGAAACAGACCUUCAGCACAGGGAGAAAAGUCAGGCGUGGAGCCAGCAUAACCCUCCUUCACAUAAAGUAG